AAUUGUGAAAAGAGGGAAGAAUUCUGUGCAAAAGCCUUCUCCCUGUUGCUUUGCUGCCGGCGAAAACCAGAAGAUUUUAAGAUUAAAGUAGAGAUGUUGGAGGCUCGAAGUCUAAAGAAAGCAGUGGUUCCAUCGAGACUGAUAGAGUACCCAUCUCCUGCCAAUCUUCAAUCCAAUCGCCUUUCCCUUCAUGUUAGUGACGACGGAGCUUCUUGCUGGAUUUAUGUUGCUUCUGGCUGCCAUAUCUACAGAAUUCUGGUCUCUUUGGGAGAUUCUUUAGUUGAUAAAGGAAAGGAUAGCCUCCUUAUACCUGAACAAACUCAGGUUGUGGAGUCUGCUAUAGUGAAUCGUUGCCCUCAUCGGUCAGAAAUUCAGACGAUUGUAUUGAAUGAAACUGAGAGCUCUGACUGCUUAAUAUUGGGAAGUGUUGACUCAUAUGGACAUCUCAUAGUUUCCAGAUUGGGCACUGAUGGUAAAGAUGUGGAAAGGCUUACAUUUUCAGUAUCACCUCAGGAUUUUGGAGUUGGAGAAGGUGGGUGGGCAGGGCUUUGCUUUAGUCCAAGUCAAUGGUCAACGACUGCUGUUGCACAUAGCUUUGGCAAAACUAUUGAUGUAUUUGACCAAGAUCUUCAUCUUCGCACUUUUCAUUGUGGUACCCUACUGCCGUUGACUUUUUACAAAACUGGAAAUGAAACUUCAGUAUUGGCUGUUACAGAAGGCUGCCAGCUGUCAAUAUGGGACCUGAGAGUAAACGAAAAAGGUGGUUGUGUACAACGGAUUUGUGGUUCUGUUGGAGAUAUUUUAUACGCGGUUUGCAACUCCUCGACCGGUAGUAUUGCAGUUGGCGGAUCCGAUCGUACCAUGACCGUCUAUGAUCCUCGCAGAUGGGCAGCUGUAGCAAGAUGGGUCAACUGCUCAAAAUACGAGAUCACUGGGAUUUCUUUCUCUUCGGUUGACCCUAGUUAUGUCUACAUACAAGGAGUUGAUUAUGAGUGGAAAGAAAACAAGAAAGCAUUUUCAUUUAGAGGAGAUUCCAAUUGGCUUGGGUUUAGUAAGUGUCGGAGCAAGGAUGUUUUGGGAGGAUGGUGUGAUUCUGGCAGCAUUUUUAUAGCUGAUGUAGUUGAGGGGAAAGAAUUAUAAAUUUUUGUCCCGAUUUUUUUUUCCUCAAACCUAUUAGUCAUUUUCUU
This is a messenger RNA of Lactuca virosa, 1187 nucleotides long. NCBI's taxonomy places the organism in Eukaryota, Viridiplantae, Streptophyta, Magnoliopsida, Asterales, Asteraceae. The record is from the annotation of a GenBank genome assembly.